AGACUUCUCCUAGUUGUAUUUAAUGCGAUAAAAUUUCAACUAUUUGGCAUUCGCAGUUAAAUGUUUGAAAGUGCACCUCAUCUAACUGAAUGCGCAAGAUCUUAUUGUAAUAGCAAAGCGUGAAGGUUAAUAGAAAAAUAUUAAAAAUUUAAUUAAUACCGUUCCUGUUGUAUUUUCCAACAUACUAAAUAAAUCAGUUUCACACGCAAAAUGGCUAAAGAACUGCACACACUUGGCUGGGACUACUUCAUGUUUGUGGUCUUCAUUUUGAUCACCGUAUUCGCACCGCUUUGGAAACGCCUCUUUGGCAAGAAGAAGGAGCGCAGCAAAGCCGACUAUGUCUUUGCCACCGGUGGCAUAUCAAUUGUGGCGAUUAUGUUAUCAAUUGCACGCGGCACGCUCGGCGUACGCACCGUACUAGGUUAUCCCAGUGAGCUGUUUUAUCGUGGCUCUGCCAUGUGGGAGAACAUCUACGGCAUGGUCAGCGCUUAUCCCAUUGUGUGCUUCGUAUUUGUGCCAGUUUACUUUAAUUUGGGUAUAACGUCCGUCUACCAGUACAUAGAUUUAAGAUUUAAAAGUCGACUGGUGCGCUGCCUCGCUUCCGGCACCUACAUUGUGCGGCAAAUUUGCUCCCUCGGCAUUGCCGUUUAUACACCGAGCGUCGCCUUGUCGACCGUAAUUGGCAUUCCCUAUUGGGCAUCCAUUGUGGGCAUGGCUGUGAUUUGCAUAUUUUUCACCAUUAUGGGUGGUUUGAAAGCAGCCAUUAAUGCCGAUGUCAUACAAACUGUAACUGUCAUUUUGGUGACAUUAGCUGUCAUUGUCAAAGGUCUCAUGGCCAGUGGCGGCGUACAACACGUCUACGAAGUGAAUCGCGAUAAUGGGCGUUUAACAUUCUUUAACUUCACCGGCGACAUGACUGUGCGCGUAGACACGCUCUCUGCAUGGAUGGGUCAAUUGUUCAUGUCAUUGUCACAAUUCGGCUGUCAACAAAAUUUCAUGCAGCGUUAUGUUUCACUGAAAUCCAUGAGUCAGGUGCGACGCGUCAUGAUGACAAAUAUACCCAUCAUCGUCGUGUUCUUCUCACUCUCCUGGCUGUCGGGUAUGGUCAUCUAUGCAACCUACAUUAAUUGUGAUCCAUACGCUGAGGGUUACAUACGCAAACCAGAUGAAAUUUUGCCAUUUUUCGUGGAGGACCAGUUGGCCGUAAUACCCGGUUUCGUGGGUAUUUUCAUGGCAAUGCUCUUCAACGGUGCCCUGUGCAUGAUGGUUUCGAAUUUAAAUUCAUUAGCUACUGUUUGCUGGGAGGAUUUCAUCUCGCAAAUGCCACAAUUCAAGGGACUCAGCGACAAGCAACAGCUUUUCAUUCUAAAGAUUAUAACCGUCAUUUGUGGCUUCAUUACAAUGGGUGUUGCUUUCGGUGUGGGUCUACUGUCCGGCGUAAUUGAAUCAUCGUUGUUGGCAUUUUCGGCUACAUCUGGCCCAUUAUUGGGCUGCUUUAUACUGGCCAUGCUGGUGCCGAUUGCUAAUUGGAAGGGUACCUCCGCUGGCAUGAUUUCAUCUUGCGCUUUCAUACUGUGGAUCAUCGCUGGCAGCGCUACGGUCGACAAGAGCGCUCAAAACUCUUUCCUACCCACAUCUACAGAGGGCUGCACCAAUACAACCUUUUCGCCAUCUAUAACCAAACCAUUGGAACUCCAACAAUCUUGGCUGAUCUCACAUUCGCUGCUCAACAAUACUUCGCCGCUAGAACAAACAAUUAUGGCGCCUGAACGCACUCCUUUGGAGACGUUCUAUUCCAUCAGUUAUAUGUACUACAGUUUGCUUGGCGCAGUGAUUACUAUUGGUGUUGGUGUUAUAAUCAGUUAUCUGACACGAGAUCCCAAAGAUGCUUACGAUGCUAAACUUCUACAUCCGGUUGUGUUGCGUUGGUGCGAACGUUUCCCUGGCGACAAACCAUAUAUUAUCGGUGAAGCCACCAGUGAUUUGACUGGAGUGGAGAAAGUAAAAGGCGCAAAAGUAAAUUUGGCGUUUGAUGGACAAACCGAAUCGAAUAUUAUUAUUGGCACUAGCAAUGAGAAGCAGAAACAUAAUCCCAUUGAUGUUGUGUUCACCAAUGGACAAAAUGGCCACAAAAAUGACAGCAUCGAUGAGCGUAGCAUCACGAAGGGUAGUCUAGCGAGAGCAGCAGAAUUGGAUACACCACCAAGUGGUGGCGAAAAUGGCACAUACCGUCAGUUCAAGGAGAAAGAGACAGUGUGAUAUGUACCAUUGGCUGAUGGAUGGCGUCUAAUAUGUGGGGUAUCCUUGAUAUUUUAACGUACAUCGUAGCGACUUAAGUUAAUUUACUUAAUAUUUUAAUGAUAUUAUGCUAAUGUUAUUAUCUAUAUACAUAUACAGUUUAUUGUUAGUAAUGUUUAAGUCUGAAAGUUACAAAUAACUUAAAAGCUUCUAAACUAACUAGUAAUGUUAAUUACACCAGAAUUUACACACACAUACAGAUAUUACUACAUACAUAUAUAUAUAUAGGCUAAGAAAAUUAGUUAACUAAGUCAUUUUAAUAAUGAAUUAAUGAUGUAUGAUGAAGUUGAUGAAGACACACUGUGAUCAUUAAUUAAUUUGACUAAUUGUACUGAUCAAUGCAACAAUAUAUGGAAAUGCAUGUUGUCUAUGCUCACAUUCGUGGGAACUACUUGCAUGUAUUUUUUGACAUACAUAUAUAUUAUAUAAAAAUGUUAUAUAUAUACAUAUAUACGAUGCAUUCAUGCCUUAGAAAUAAGUACAUAAAUCGGAAAACAGUUAUAUACAUAUAUAUUUUUAAAAUUUUUUUAUGAUAUAAGCUCCUUACCAGUUUACAAAAAUUAUAAGUACAUACAAACAGUUGUGAAUUAUUGGAUAUAAGCCUACUCGUAUAUAGCUAUAUACUAUUUAGUGUUUUAAUACAACGCCCUAUUUCAAAUAGCAGCAUGUAGACGGCACGUUUCGGUCAGAUCGCAAAUUGUAACAACACCGUGCGGUUAGCGAGACGUCUAACUCUAUGGCCAAGAAAUAAAGGGACAUUUUUUUUUAAUUAAAAAUGAAAAGUUAUUGAUGUUUAUAAUUCAAUUUGGUGCCAAUGACAUUACUUUAGAAGCGUUUUUGUAAAAGUGAAUUUAUUGGAAAUAUUGCGAGUAUAAUUCAAGCAAAGAUUGAGUCUUAUAAAUAAAAAUAAUUACUUUAAGAAUAAAUAAUAAGUUAAAAUUAUUGAAAGUUAAUCUUUGAAAAAUAAAUUAAAUUUUAUUUUUAUUCACAAUA
This is a messenger RNA of Zeugodacus cucurbitae (melon fly), 3291 nucleotides long. RefSeq names its product sodium-coupled monocarboxylate transporter 1. Bases 211 to 2259 code for a protein of 682 amino acids. Lineage: Eukaryota; Metazoa; Arthropoda; Insecta; Diptera; Tephritidae. The record is from RefSeq and is a predicted model, not a curated record. Gene Ontology annotation, molecular function: symporter activity. Gene Ontology annotation, cellular component: membrane. The transcript has 12 exons. Gene Ontology annotation, biological process: sodium ion transport; transmembrane transport.